AUGGGCUUCGACAUUCAAAGAUUUCCCAAUAGUAUCGAUGAAGAAUUACUUUGUUCUAUUUGUGGUGGUGUUUUACAAGAUCCUCUUCAAGCACCAUCUUGUGAACAUACAUUUUGUCAAAUUUGUAUUCAAGAAUGGUUAUCUCGAGCACAGACAUGUCCCAUCGAUCGAACACCAUUAGAAAUCGAUCAAAUGAAACCUGUGCCACGAAUUCUUAAAAAUUUACUUAGUCGUUUAGAUAUUUCAUGUGAAAAUGAAGGUUGUACGGCAAUAGUUAAAUUAGAUCUUCUUGUUAAUCAUCUAAUUGAUUGUGAAUAUAGUCCAAAAAAAUUAGUUCAAUGUGAAAAUGGUUGUGGAAUGAUGAUAUUAAAAAGUGAUAAUAAUAAUAAUAUAAAUCAUAAUUGUGUUCAUGUACUACGUAGUGAAUUAGAUGUGGUUAAAAAUGAAGUUCAAAAAUAUAAACAUGAUGUCGAUUUUUAUAAAAAUGAAGUACGAACACUUCAGGAAUUUAUUCGUAUUAUCCGUACGAAUAAUCCAACAAUAUCAUGUUUUUUAGAACGUGUAGAAAAUGAUGAAAUAUUACGCUGGUCAAGUAGUUUACAACUAGCUCGUGUAACUCAUUGGGGUGGUAUGAUAUCUACUCCAGAUAUUCUAUUACAAGAUGCUAUAAAACAAUCAUUACUUGAAAGUGGAUGUCCAAAUGAUAUUACAAAUGAACUUAUGGAAAAUGCACAUGAACGACAUUGGCCAGAAGGACUUUCAACACUUGAAACUCGACAUUUAAAUAGACGACAUUAUGAAAGUUAUGUAUGUCGACGUAUUGUAGGUCAACAGGCUGUUGUUGUACUUAGUUGUGAUAAUCGACAUAUGAAUGAAAUAAUGCUUGUUGAACCAGGUAUUGUUAUGAUAUUCUCACAUGGUGUUAAAUGA
This is a messenger RNA of Adineta steineri, 930 nucleotides long. Lineage: Eukaryota; Metazoa; Rotifera; Eurotatoria; Adinetida; Adinetidae. The record is from the annotation of a GenBank genome assembly.